This is a messenger RNA of Hypanus sabinus (Atlantic stingray), 3471 nucleotides long. RefSeq names its product ras-interacting protein 1-like. Gene Ontology annotation, cellular component: cell-cell junction. Gene Ontology annotation, biological process: regulation of GTPase activity; negative regulation of Rho protein signal transduction; angiogenesis. Lineage: Eukaryota; Metazoa; Chordata; Chondrichthyes; Myliobatiformes; Dasyatidae. The record is from RefSeq and is a predicted model, not a curated record. Gene Ontology annotation, molecular function: GTPase binding.
AUGGGGCCCUUCCUUCGAGCCCGGCCCACGCGCUGUGGUGCCACGUCAGGCCAGGCCCCGGCGCCAGGGGAUCGGGGCAGCCUCAGACGCAGCAUCAGCGAGGCCAACCUCAGCGAGAGGCGCCGGGUGCGUCGUAAAAACGUCAAGAGCAUGAUGGUGCUGCAAGCGGGACGGCAGACUGGGGGGCAAGAGGAGGAGGAGGUGGGGCCGGCAGAGGCACCAAAUGAGGCACCAGGCACUCUCAGCACGGAGGAAUAUGUCCAGAGUCUGGUUCGGCCUCCAAGACGUACCCCGUUCUUUAUCCUUCUUCAGGGCUACACCGAGAAGCAGGACUUCCUCAUCUACCCGAUGCCUGGCAAGACCCACACCUUCGGCCAGGCUCCCUCGUCCCCCUCCUCCUCCCCUUUACCCUCCUCCUCCUCCUCCUCUUCCCAGUCUCCUCCACCCCCCAUUGCUGACACCCCCCUCAACUCCCCUGACCUCCUGCCCCUCCACUGCCGUGUGCGGCUGUCAGCGGAACCUGGCCACCCCUCACCCUCCCAAUCCCCGGCCCGAGUCCGGCCCUACCACCGAGCCCUGGUCACUCUUAAUGGUCUGCCGCUGUCCUCAGAGGCUCCGCUACGGCCAGGCGACCUCCUGGGCCUUGGUCAGCACGUCCUGCUGAUGUACAGGGACCCAAGGCAGCCAGGAACACCCGCUCUCCCUGCCUGGCUGCCGGAGCCCAGCCGGAGCACGCCUGGCCUGCCGUCCCCCGCUUUUUCCUGCCACCUCUGCGGCCGCUCCCUCCGCGAUGACGCGGAGGCCCUCGCAGCUUACCUCGGUAGCCGGGAGCCCGUGCUGAGGUACCGGUCCGACGACCCGGAGGAGGAGAAGCUUCUGCUGGAGGAGAUUGUGACCCGGGCUGUGUUUCCAUCCGAGGAGAAGGAGGAGGCUGAGCCCCAGGAGGCCUCGUUUCCUGAGCUGGACGGGGCCUACAGUCUGGCCCCGGCCUACCUCUUCGCCCUCUGCAUCCAGCACACAACCGACACCCUCGGACCCCGCGGGAUGCCCGGCUUGCUCCUUCGGAUUGCAGGCCUCGUCAAGAAGGUCACCUGGGAGAAGAUCAAAGAACUGGGAGAGAGGCCACCAGAGAGUCAGCCUCCGGAAGGUUCCGAGAAAGGGGCGGAGGCCAUGACCCCUGACUUGCGACCCCUGAUGUUCUGGAUGGCCAAUGCCGUGGAGCUCUUGAACUUUGCACAGCGGAAGGCAGCCGAGGUGGAGAGAGACGAUGAUUUCUGGGAUGACCCGUCGGACUCUCAGGACCUGGAGUCGUGUGAAGAAGCCAUGUUGCUGCUGGACGAGGUCAUUAUGUACACCUUCCAGCAGUGUGUGUACUAUGUCACUAAGGGUCUGUACUCGGUGCUGCCAGCGCUACUGGAUACGAACCCCUUUGCGGGGGCCGCCGAGGGGGCACCGCAUGCACCGGCAGGCGUGGCCCGGGUGCUGUCGCUGUUCAGCCGCACCCUGGCGCUCGCCCGGCGCUCCCUCCUGCACGCAGAGCUCCGUGACCAGAUGUUUGGCUACCUGUUCUUCUUCUGCAACACCUCUCUGCUCAACACCCUCAUGGAGAGAGGAGAGAUCGGUCCCUUCUACCAGUGGACUCGGGCUGUGCAGAUUCGAACCAACCUGGACCUGGUGCUGGACUGGCUGCAGGCGGCCGGGCUCGGGGAAAUCGCUGGGCGCUACUUUCAAAAACUCUCAGCCACUGUCAAUCUACUGUGCGUGCCCAAGACCAGCUUGUUACAGAUGAGCUGGGACUCACUCCGGCAAGACCAUUCAGCCCUGAGUCCAGCACAAUUACAUCACCUCCUCAAUAACUACCAACUGGGACCAUCCCGAACUAAACCACCAGCCUGGGAGCCCCCCACUGCUGCUGUGGAGGAGCUGGAAAAAGGCGACAUCUUCGAAAGUUUUACCGAGCACCCGCCCCUCAUCCUGCCGUCCUCGGGCUUUCGUCUCUCCCUGUCAGAGCCACUGCCCAGCGACGAUCUUCAUCGGCAACUCCAGCACCUCCGUACCUUCCUGUGGAAGCGGGCCAAGGAGACCCUCCCCGCCAACCAACGGCCCCCCUUCUGAGGGAGCACCCUCUCUUCUCCCUUGUCCCCAUCCACCACCCCACGACUCCCACCGCGCAGGUCCAUCUGGGCAACUUUCUGAUCCCGGCGAGGCAGGGGGAAGAUCUGGGGCGACUCUGCCCCUCCCUGACUGAGUGAAAGAGAUCCCUUCCCCCACUCUGAUUGUUAACGUGUGAGUUCUAUCUCCCACCAUGUCUGUGACAGGGGACCUCCUCUUCAUAGCCCACCGUAGGUAGUCUCUCACACUCUCAUUGUGUGUGUGUGUGUGCAAAUGUAUAUAUGAGUGAGUGUGUGCCUGUGUGUGAGUGUGUGUCUGUGAGUGUGUAUGUCAGUGUGUGUGAGUGUAUGUGUGCCUGUAUGUGAGUGUGUGCAUGGGCGUCUUUCUGUCUGUGUGUGAGUGUGUGUGUCUAUAUCAGCAUGUCUGUGUGUGUGCAUAUGUGUAUAUGAAUGAGUGAGUGUGUGUGUGUUUGAGUGUGUGGGUGUAUGUGUCUGUGAGUGUGUGUGGCUGUGUGUGCUUGAAUGUGUGUGGGGGUGUUUCUGUCUGUGUGUGUGCCAGCGUCAGUGUGCAUCUGUGUGUGUGUUUGUGUCUGUGUGUGUGAGUGUGACUGCGUGUGUUUAUGCGUGUGUGAGUGUGACUGUGGGGUGUGUAUGCAUGUGUAUAUGAAUGAGUGUGUGUGUCUGUCUCGGAAUGUGAGAGAGACUGUGAGAGGUAUGUAUGACUGGCUCUCUCUCUCUCACACACACACACACACACACACACACACACACACGCACACACACACUCACACACACACACACACACACACACACUCACACACACACACACAAACUCACACACACACACACACUCACACACACACACACACUCACACACACACACACACACGCACACACACACUCACACUCACACACACACACACACGCACACACACACACUCACACUCACACACACACACACACAAACUCACACACACACACACUCACACACACACACACACUCACACACACACACACACACGCACACACACACACACACGCACACACACACACUCACACUCACACACACACACUCACACACACACACUCACACACACACACACGCACACACACGCACACACACACACACUCACACUCACUCACACACACUCAAACACACAUACUCAAACACUCACAGACACACACACACACUCACAGACACACACACUCACAGACACACUCACAGACACACACACACUCACACUCACAGACACACAAACACACUCACAAACACACUCACAGACACACACACACUCACACUCACAGACACACACACACACACACACACACUCACACUCACUCACACACACUCAAACACACA